ACAUUUCAUUUGUCUGAGAUGUUUUGUUUUGACCCUCAAGGCCACCUUAUGUUAUUUUAGCAUAUCCAAAAUAAUAAAACAAAUAUAAUUUAGAAGCUGUAUGUAUAAGAUAAAGACAAUAUUUCACUGAAGUGUCAACAGAGUAUGAAGCAGUCAAGCUUCGCCUCACCUGGGCUGCAGCACUGCAGCAGGCCAUGACACCUGAUCAGGCUGCUUCUCGUUUACCUGUCUGGAUGUUCCUGGUUAACUCUGGUGUAAUUGCUCGCAGUAGGUUGGAUGAGUCACGGCGGAUUGUCAUUUACAUACUCAGUCUCAGCAUGUGACUCGCCCCAGAACCUCCACGUUUGGUCGGUCGCGGCCGCUGGUUCGUCUGAUGAUGUCAGGAGGAGGAAAAACCCGACUUCCUUAUACACAAGCACACAAGUUAAAAAGCGCAGACCUCAUCAGCUGAGCUCGACAACCCGAGCGAGGAGAAGAAAAGACGCGUUUAAAGACUCGUCGGAGGGUUUUAAGGUGGAACAUGAUCAGCGUCUGAACCUCACAGACGCUGACACACCUGCAUGGAUCUGCCCUCCACCUCUCCCAGCUCCAGACUCCUCCUGUCCCUCCUGUGAGAGCAUGCGUCCAAGCGAUCCCGACCCUUCCCCGGACCCCCAGAACCCAGAGGCCCAGCUGGACUUCUUCCACAAGCUGGGCUACUCCACGGCUCAGGUUCAGGCCGUGCAGCAGCAGUUCGGCCCCAACACGGACACAGAUAAAGUCCUCGGGGAGCUGGUGAGGAUCGGGGUCAGUCGGGAGGCCAAGCAGGGGUCGGUGACCACCAUGUCGGUGUUGGUGCCCAGAGGGGACAUCCAUGCUGUGGGCCCCACCAUGCUGCUGCCCUUACCUUCAUCAUCAUCAUCGUCGUCAUGCGAUCAGACCAGAGAGGAGAGUGGUGAGGAUGAGGACGCUCUCCGGCCGGUCGUCAUAGACGGGAGUAAUGUGGCCAUGAGCCAUGGGAACAAGGAAGUUUUCUCUUGUUUGGGAAUCCAGCUGGCUGUGAACUUCUUCCUGGAGCGAGGCCACUCUGAUAUCACUGUGUUUGUUCCCUUGUGGAGGAAGGAGCAGCCCAGGCCAGAUGUUCCCAUCACAGAUCAACAUAUCCUGAGAGACCUGGAGAAGAAGAAGAUUCUGGUGUUCACGCCGUCACGCCGCGUGGCAGGUAAGCGGGUGGUUUGUAACGACGACUGCUUCAUCGUCAAGCUGGCCUACGAGUCUGACGGCAUCAUCGUGUCCAACGACAUGUACCGGGACCUUCAGGCAGAGAAACCCAAGUGGAAGCGCUUCAUCGAGGAGAGGCUGCUCAUGUACUCCUUCGUCAAUAACAAGUUCAUGCCUCCUGAUGAUCCUCUGGGCCGCCAUGGACCCACCCUGGAGAACUUUCUGAGAAAGGUUCCAAAGACUCAGAAAAAACAACCGUGCCCAUAUGGUAGGAAAUGUACGUACGGGAUCAAAUGUAAAUUCAGCCACCCUGAGCGACCCAAACAGUCCAGUCGCUCGCUUGCUGAUGAGCUGCGGGAGAGCGCUAAGCACCCUUCACCUGCUCAGAAACUUCCUUCAGCUCGCUCUAGUCCGGUGCCGGGACAGAGCCUCUUGCUGGUGGAGGACAUGGCAAAGAAACUGACUCUGGGACACGAGAGCGGCUCCCCAAAGAAAGAUCAAAAACACGAACAUCAGGUGAAGGCGAGUCAUCGCUCCAGUAAGAGAGCCACGUCUAGAAAGGAGAAGACCAGCCAGCUCCCGUCUUCCGAGCAGUCCUCGGCUCGGCACGGUGGCUCUCAGGAGCAGCUGGACUCUGGUUUAGGCUCCAUAGACAGUCAGACAGCUCCCUGGAGCGAUCACCAGUAUACCCACAGUAUGAGACAGCAGUACGGCCCUCCUCGCAGCGCACCCUGCAGCUGUUGCUCACAUGGCCCAUCCUCUCAGGGGACCACACCAGGUUUCCAGCACCACACCCAGCAGUACAGCCUUGGGCCUGUCAGCAGCCACAGCUCUGACAUCAUCCCCUACGGCCCUCCACAAUACGCCAGCUACGGCGCGUACCCAGUCAGCAUGUCUGCGUAUAGUCAGCCGCCAGACUUCCAGCACAGCAGAGCCCACAACCCCCAGCAGCGGCAGCAGUACUGGUCCGAUCCGUUCGGGGCUCAUCCUCUGGCGGCCCGCAGCCUGCCGCGCUGGGAGCCUCCUCCGCCACCUCAACGGACACAGCUGAGUCCGGCCAACGGGGAGGAGAGAGAGGUCGUCCGGAAGAAGCUCCUCGCCAUCUUCAGCGCCAACUUAGUGGACACGGCCAUGGACAUGUUUCCUCAGCUGAUGGAUCCACAGAUGCUGGUGGCUGAGAUCCUCAUGCUGCAGAGUCAGAACAAGUCGCUGAGAUGAGACGAAUCCAGGGCCGGUGUGAACCCACGUCUUUCAGUGGAAAGACAGAGAAUCUAAACAUGAGUUUGUGUAUUUCUGUAUUGUGGUAUCCACCUUGUUAUAAACUUUGUAUGAAUGUUUUGUAAAUAAGUUACCUUAUUGAACUGGGUAAAAUAAGAGCCAGUGUGCUGUUGAUACAAAUUGUAUCUUUUAUUUAGGAAAUGAGGAGAAAAGAGGAUUUUAAUGCCACAUUAUGUGAUUUUAAAGGUGUACAGAUUUUAGUUGAAAGAAUUUAAAAAAAAAAAAAAAAAAAGUUCUAAUUAUAACCAGAAUCUCAAGAAACAGUGUUGAUGCUAUGUUAGAGAGUUGUGAUGCAGCGAUGUCUACUGAAGUUAGCAUGCUAACCAGUUAGCCCCGGCCUGUCCUGGUCCAAAGCUCCUACACUAGCAGUGUAAACAAGAAUCUUCCCGAGCUCCAGGUCCGGACCACUAGCUGCACAGCUAACUGAGCUAACUGGCUAAUGGCGUCUGCAAUUAGCAGCAGGUAGUGGUUACUCCAGUGAUAUUCUGCCUAUUUGUUUUGAGUAUAGUUCAACAGGUGGCUAAAUCUUACAUAGUGCACCUUUUUCAAAGGAGGGACACCCUGACACAGCAUUGUUGGGGCUGUUGAUGAGCAUCCGAGGCUGUAGGUGGUACUGGACAUCCCUUGUCUGCGGCUUUUAGCAGUUAGCAAAUGCUCCCCAAAAGCAGUCUUUCCAAUGGCUUUGGCACACUGGGUGCAUCUGCUUGAGAGGAAAUAAGACCAUACCAACAGGUGCUGGUUGUCUGUAUUCGUCAUUCAAAGGGGGAAACAGUGAGACUCAGCACGGCCCAUAUACCAACUUUUUUUUUAUGGUAAAGCCACCAGUAUUCAGCUGGUUCUAAUUGAGAAUAGGAGCCAAAAAAAUAUGGAAAUAAUACAACAAAACAACAGAUUAAUGGGGGUUUCCUUUCCCUUUCUGUCUCUAGUCUUGUGUGCUGAUUGGCCUAGCUGCCACAACAGCAGAUUAAGUUCUCCAACCAUCGAUUUUACCAGCCCAGCCAACUAUAAAGCCUCCAGCGUAGAUUGAGUGAUGCCAAUCGUGCGAGACAGACUGAUGCAACCUAGGUCGGAGCCCUGAAUUGGUACAAUUGAAUGGAAUCUAUGUCAUUAAAAAUACUUUUAUUAUGCCUACUGAUGUCCUCAUAAAGCUGGUAAUUAUAUGUUUGGUGUGGGUGAGAGGAGCACUGAAUGUUAAAAUGUGUUUGUGUCAUAUUGGCACCGUGCACCAAACUUUCCCAGCAAACUGCUGCAUGGGGCGUGGGGCAGUAAUUAACAGUUUCACACCUUCAACAAACUUGUUAUGAUGAAAUGAUGUUGUGUUAUUGCUACGCACACUUUAUAAAGGCCUAAGUGAUAAUAAUGUGCGUACGUCUUAUAUUCCCAGUUGAGUUUAUUUAAUGUGUUGCUGUGUUUGUGUUGUGAUAUUUUAGCUGAUAUCGAUGAGAAAGUGUUGAGCGUGUGUUUCGUAAGAUGAAAAUGAGUUUUAGAGGACAGUAUGACAAAUGUAUGUUGUCAGUGUUUUUAAUUUAUAGUUACAUUUAUAAUAUUUACAUGACAUAAUUGACCCACGGUUGACUGAGAAUGACAGACUUGCAUGUGUAGUGUUUAUGUCGAUGACUGUAAUUGUUACGAAAAUAAAAAUAAACAUUUGUCAUCA
Messenger RNA from Acanthopagrus latus (yellowfin seabream), 4135 nucleotides. RefSeq lists its product as uncharacterized. Gene Ontology annotation, molecular function: mRNA binding; RNA endonuclease activity; metal ion binding. The transcript has 6 exons. Gene Ontology annotation, biological process: nuclear-transcribed mRNA catabolic process, RNase MRP-dependent; 3'-UTR-mediated mRNA destabilization. The record is from RefSeq and is a predicted model, not a curated record. NCBI's taxonomy places the organism in Eukaryota, Metazoa, Chordata, Actinopteri, Spariformes, Sparidae. Gene Ontology annotation, cellular component: cytoplasmic ribonucleoprotein granule; nucleus. The coding region runs from base 277 to 2418 and encodes 713 amino acids.